Messenger RNA from Lactuca saligna, 657 nucleotides. The record is from the annotation of a GenBank genome assembly. Lineage: Eukaryota; Viridiplantae; Streptophyta; Magnoliopsida; Asterales; Asteraceae.
AUGGCUGCCUCUUUGUUCACCUUCUCUUCUACUUCACGAAGGGUAAUCCCUGCCCCAAACUCUCCUCCUCUCCCAAUAUACAUUAAAGCCACCAAUGUUGUGUUCAACCCUGAUAUUCCCGAGGUUCAUCGAGGUCUUGGACUCGAUGAUUUUGCUAAUUUCUUAGCCUCUUGCCGCCUUCGAUACGCAAUCAGUGACGUUCCAUCAGAGUUCUUCCCUGAACAAGUUUACGAGUUUUACUACAUUGCAACCGUCAAUGAUGCUGAUGAUAAUGUUGAUAAUGAACCGAAUGACAGAGACACCGAACCUGUUGACAACACCACUGUUCAGCCUGAGUCACCAAAGCCAAUGCAUGAGUCUGACUCUGCGGGGCAUAAUAGUCCAGCAGCUACUGAAAAGCUGGUUGAAGAUAGUGAGCAUGAUGAAGAGCAUGAUGAACCAGAUGAUGAAUGUCAAAUACUGGAUAUGAACUUCAUUAAUCCUCUUAUUCCAGUUCAAGAAGAAAGUUUAGAUGACCUUGAAGAAUCUCAUCCGCUAUCAGUCGAUCUUGUUGCUGAUCCCAUUGUUCCAGUCCAAGGAGAAGAUUUAGACGUUGCCAGUGAAGAAUCUCAUCCGCUAUCUCGAAAGCGUAAGGCCUCUUCACCUAGGGAUAGAUAA